AUGACAUUCAGCGAUGAAGACGGUAUUAAACUUGCCUUGAAGGAGGCUCAAAAAGGUUAUGAAGAUGGAGGCAUUCCUAUUGGCGCAGCUCUAGUGUCCGAAGAUGGUACUGUUUUAGGCGUUGGGCAUAAUUUGAGAAUUCAAAAAGGUUCGUCAGUGUUUCAUGCCGAGAUGUCAGCUCUUGAAAAUGCCGGAAGAUUGCCAGGAAAGACAUACAAGAACUGCACUAUGUACACUACCCUGAGCCCUUGCCAUAUGUGUAGUGGGGCUUGUUUGAUGUACGGGAUUAAGAGAGUUGUCCUUGGAGAAAAUGAAACUUUCCAAGGGGCUGAAGAAUUACUUAGAUCUAAGGGUGUUGAAGUUGUCAAUGCCAAAAACGAUGAGUGCAAGGAGUUAAUUUCCAAGUUCAUCAAGGAGAGGCCGGCAGAUUGGUCUGAGGAUAUUGGUGAGUAA
Komagataella phaffii GS115 is the source of this 453-nucleotide messenger RNA. Its product is annotated as Cytosine deaminase, zinc metalloenzyme that catalyzes the hydrolytic deamination of cytosine to urac. Gene Ontology annotation, molecular function: diaminohydroxyphosphoribosylaminopyrimidine deaminase activity. The transcript has a single exon. The record is from RefSeq and is a predicted model, not a curated record. Gene Ontology annotation, cellular component: nucleus; cytoplasm. Lineage: Eukaryota; Fungi; Ascomycota; Pichiomycetes; Pichiales; Pichiaceae. Bases 1 to 453 code for a protein of 150 amino acids.